CACUCGCUUGGGCCCGCUCACAUUGAUGCUGGACCAAUCACGAACCCCCAAACUGCCGGUAGGGCACACACCAUCAUUUUUCUGUAUCCUCGAUCUUUUGCACGCCCGUUUGAUCUUCUCUUCUCCUUCCCAUAUUCCAUUCCACCACAGCACAUCAAAAUGCCUCCCAAGAAAGCUCCCGCUGCCGCCAAGGAGAACGUCACUCUCGGCCCUCUGGCCGGUGAUGGCAAGCUCGUCUUCGGCGUUGCCCGUAUCUUCGCCUCUUUCAACGAUACCUUCGUUCACGUUACCGAUCUUUCCGGUCGCGAAACCAUCUGCCGUGUCACCGGUGGUAUGAAGGUCAAGGCUGACCGUGACGAGUCCUCCCCCUACGCUGCCAUGUUGGCUGCUCAGGACGUUGCUGCCCGCUGCAAGGAGCUCGGCAUCAACGCUCUGCACAUCAAGAUCCGUGCCACUGGUGGUAACGGCACCAAGACCCCCGGUCCUGGUGCUCAGUCUGCUCUCCGUGCUCUUGCCCGUUCCGGCAUGAGAAUCGGCAGAAUCGAGGACGUUACCCCCACUCCCUCCGACUCUACCCGUCGCAAGGGUGGUCGCCGUGGUCGUCGUCUGUAGAUAUGUGCGGGUCUGUCUUUCUCUUCCAAGUUGUACGACUCUUCUGCAACGCUGGAAUGGAGGCUACCAGCAGGGCUCUUGGCCUGUGUAUGUGGAUGGAAUAAACGCGGAGAACGGCAUACAAGCCUGGUCUUCAAUUUUUUCAUGUCCCAAUUGGUUGUUUUCGGCUUUGGGGUUAGUAGUUUGUGGCAAUCGUGGCAACUGCUCAGGUCAAUAUAACUCAAAACUGGAAUGAUGCAUUCUUGUCAAUUCGUAGGAACGGUAGUGUAUGUGAUUAAAACAUGCGGUUAA
Aspergillus melleus is the source of this 903-nucleotide messenger RNA. RefSeq names its product 40S ribosomal protein uS11 (gene RPS14B). Gene Ontology annotation, molecular function: structural constituent of ribosome; mRNA 5'-UTR binding; small ribosomal subunit rRNA binding. Gene Ontology annotation, cellular component: ribosome; cytosolic small ribosomal subunit. Lineage: Eukaryota; Fungi; Ascomycota; Eurotiomycetes; Eurotiales; Aspergillaceae. The record is from RefSeq and is a predicted model, not a curated record. The transcript has 4 exons. Bases 160 to 612 code for a protein of 150 amino acids. Gene Ontology annotation, biological process: maturation of SSU-rRNA from tricistronic rRNA transcript (SSU-rRNA, 5.8S rRNA, LSU-rRNA); translation; ribosomal small subunit assembly.